Trematosphaeria pertusa is the source of this 948-nucleotide messenger RNA. Its product is annotated as NAD(P)-binding protein. The transcript has 4 exons. Lineage: Eukaryota; Fungi; Ascomycota; Dothideomycetes; Pleosporales; Trematosphaeriaceae. Gene Ontology annotation, molecular function: oxidoreductase activity. Bases 1 to 948 code for a protein of 315 amino acids. The record is from RefSeq and is a predicted model, not a curated record.
AUGGGUGCCGCGUUGAGUCAGAUGUUCCCACCGGCUCCAGCCUUCACCGAAAGGAUGUGCCGGACCAAGAAGGCAAGCGGAGUCGGCAAGGAACUUGCCCGAAUACUCUACCCCCUCAACGCGAAAGUAUACACCGCUAGCCGUGCAAGGUCGCGAGGAGAAGCUGCAAUAUCCGAUAUCCAAAAGGCCGUGCCGCAUUCUAGCGGCUCGUUAGAUUUCAUUGAAGUCGAUCUUGAGGACCUAGAAAGCGUGCGGACCGCAGCCGAAACAUUCUUGAAAAAGGAAGAUAGGCUGGAUGCGCUAUGGAAUAACGCAGGAACGAUGCUUCCUCCGGCCAGAAGCAAGACGAAGCAGGGGUACGAGCUGCAGACCGGGUCGAAUACUCUCGCACCGUUCUUGCUUACGGAGCUACUGACGCCGCUGAUGGUUCGGACGGUUAAGCAGCAGGGUCCGGGAAGCGUCCGCAUUCUCUGGGUGGCUUCCUCGGCGGCAGAGCUGUUCUCGCCAACGAACGGAGUCGACAUGAAUAACUCUAAUGGAGAUGGGGUAUCUAGCGGAACGCAAUACGGAGUAAGUAAGGGUGGAAUGGUCCUACUUUCACAGGAGUAUGCGAAACGGUACAAAGUUGACGGGGUAAUCAGCGUAUCGAUGAAUCCCGGUAACCAGAAGACUAAUCUGCGCCGGCAUGUUAAUCCCCUCCUCGCCAUUGCCUUCGGAUGGAUGAGUCAUGAUCCUAUUAAGGGCGCAUACACCGAGCUGUUCUCCGGAUUUUCCGAAGACAUCACACUGGAAAACUCCGGAUGCUGGGUCAUACCAUGGGGACGAAUCGUACCUGUUCGCGUAGACAUCCUGAAAGCGGGUGUCCCGGAAUUAGAGGGAGGCACCGGUGUUGGCGCAAAGUUCUGGGACUGGUGCCAGGAACAAGUCGCUCCGUACAUAACCGCAUAG